AUGGCCUCUGCAUCUUCUGCCGUCCCGUCCGGGAUGGAGGGCUUUGUUGUCGGCCUGAUUGGCAUGGGAGACAUGGGGAAGAUGUAUGCCGACAGGCUGUCUGCCGUCGGCUGGAAGAUCCUGGCCUGCGACAGGGAAGAUAGAUACGAUAGCCUGAAAGAGAAAUACGCAGGAAGAAACAAGAUGGAGAUUUGCCGCAACGGCCACCUCGUGUCCCGCGCCAGCGACUUCAUCAUCUACAGCGUCGAGGCCGCGGUCAUCAACCGCGUCAUUGCCCAGUUUGGCCCUUCCACCAAAAUGGGGGCCAUUGUCGGCGGCCAAACGUCGUGCAAGUCGCCCGAGAUCGCCGCCUUCGAGGCUCACCUGCCGGCCGACGUGUCCAUCGUCUCGUGCCACUCGCUGCACGGGCCGGGCGUCGACCCGCACAACCAGCCGCUGGUGCUCAUCCAGCACCGGGCACCCGACGCGGCGCUGCGGACCGUCGAGACGGUGCUGGGCUGCCUGCGGUCCAAGUUUGUCCACCUGACGGCGCAGGAGCACGACCGCAUCACGGCCGACACGCAGGCCGUCACGCACGCCGCCUUCCUGUCCAUGGGCAAGGCGUGGCACGCCAACCGCCAGUUCCCCUGGGAGCUCAGCCGCUACGUCGGCGGCAUCGAAAACGUAAAGAUCAACACCAUGCUGCGCAUCUACGGCCAAAAGUGGCACGUCUACGCCGGCCUCGCCAUCCUCAACCCCGAGGCCCGCAAGCAGGUCGCCCAGUACGCCGAGAGCGUCACGGCCCUCUACAAGCUCAUGCUCGAGGGCGACCUCGACGGCCUGCGCGAGCGCGUCCACGCCGCCCGCGACAAGGUCUUUGGCCCCGCCACCGGCCGCCCGCUCAUUGAGCCGUCGAUCCUCUCGUCCUUUUCCCUCGGCGUCCCGGCCGACGCCCCCGCCCGCCCCAACAACCACCUCUCGCUGCUCGCCAUGGUCGACUGCUGGGCCGCCCUCGGCAUCGUCCCCUACGACCACAUGCUCUGCAGCACCCCGCUCUUCCGCCUGCGCCUCGGCGUCACCGAGCACCUCUUCCGCAACGCCGCCCUGCUCGACGAGGCCCUGCGAACCGCCGUCGACGAUAAGAUGUACCGCAGCGACGACCUCGAGUUCACCUUUGCCGCCCGCGGCUGGGCAGAGUGUGUUACCCUCGGCCAUUUUGAGACGUGGGAGAAGCGCUUCGUCAGCACCCAGGAGUUUUUCCAGCCGCGCUUUGCCGAGGCCAAGCUCGUCGGCGACCAGAUGAUGAAGAAGGUGCUGGAGAGCUCCAGGGACAGUUACGACUAG
This is a messenger RNA of Hirsutella rhossiliensis, 1323 nucleotides long. Its product is annotated as prephenate dehydrogenase domain-containing protein. Gene Ontology annotation, biological process: L-tyrosine biosynthetic process. Gene Ontology annotation, molecular function: prephenate dehydrogenase (NAD+) activity; prephenate dehydrogenase (NADP+) activity; NAD+ binding. The record is from RefSeq and is a predicted model, not a curated record. The transcript has 4 exons. NCBI's taxonomy places the organism in Eukaryota, Fungi, Ascomycota, Sordariomycetes, Hypocreales, Ophiocordycipitaceae. The coding region runs from base 1 to 1323 and encodes 440 amino acids.